AUGUUUAAAGCAGCAAUACUUCUUUCACAUCAAUACAACAUGACAGUCGAUGGAGAAUUUAUUGGAUGGCAAAUUAUGGAAACAAGAGGAGAUGUAAUCGAUUCCCUCAGCAAUACCUGUUUAGCAGUGUCAAAUGAAAAGAUCGUUGGCAUUGUUGGUCCAGUAUACUCAAGAGAAGCUCACAUUAUUGCUCCUUUCGCCAAUAAAAUCGGUAUUCCAGCAAUAUCAUAUGCUGCAACUGAUCCAGAUUUAAGUGAUCGAGUUACAUAUCCUGCAUUCUAUCGUACAGUUCCUUCAGAUAACACUGCUGCAUUAUCGAUCGCACAACUGUUCAUAAAGUUUAAUUGGACAUCAUGUAUAAUUAUCUAUCAAAAUGAUGCUUUUGGAUACGGUGGAGUCAAAGCAAUAAAACAGACAUUUAAUAACAAUGGUUUGAAAGUGAGGCGGACAGUUCCGUUUGAUAUUUCCAAACUGGACAUUCAAGGUAAUUUAAAAGAAAGCUUAAUUAGCAGUUCAGCACGAAUUGUAAUAUUGUGGGCUCAAUCAACUUAUACAUCUUUGAUUCUACAAUCUGCACUCGAUUUUGAUGUACUCGGCCCACAUUUUACAUGGAUAUUAAGUUCAAGUGUUCCGUUGAAGUUGUUCAAUAGAACAUUUUAUGAAAAAUUAAUCGGAAUGCUGACAAUCCAACCUACUGUAGGAGAUGUAUUGAGUAAACCAAUUAAUAGAACAUUAUUGAAUGCAGCAUAUCAUAUAUGGGAACAGUACGAAUCUACAUCAUUUUUCGGAUCACCACAGAUUAAUAACUACGCACUAUUUGCAUUUGAUGCGACUUGGUCAUUGAUUCAGUCAUUGCAACAACUUUGUUCAACAAGUGUAAAUAAUAAUUCUUCAUGCAUGUCGUUUAUCAGAUCUUCAUUCUGUUUUGAUAGCCGUUUUCUCAAUUCUAACGCUUAUUUUAAUAGAAUUAUCGGCACUGAAUUUCUUGGCGUAUCUGGUCCUAUUCAGUUUAGUACUAAUGUAACAAACCGAAUAAAUGGUACAUAUUAUUUGGCACAAAACGUUCAACCUUCUAUAAACAGUGUGGUUUAUGUACCAGUGUUAGAAUGGUCUGAUACUGACAACUGGAGAGAAUUUAAAGGAUCGAAUGCAAUUGUGUGGCCGGGUAAUUCAUUAGUAACUCCUAAUGGUCGUGCAAGACUUUCAAACGUAAUCUUACGCAUUGGUGUCACUGAAUCGAUUCCGUUUACAAUCAUCUCAAGUACCAUAGAUGAAUAUGGACAAAGACAAACAAACUUAGUCGGUUACGUACCCGAUCUUAUUAAUCUUUUACAGAAUAAGAUGGGAUUUAUUCCUCAUAUUAUAUUAGCACCUUCAAAUCAAACCUAUUCUGGAUUGGUUGAUGCAGUUGCAAACGGCGUUUACGAUAUAGUUGUAGCUGAUGUCACAAUUACUGCUGCACGAAGACAAAAAGCCGGAUUUUCGAAUUCCAUAUUUGAUAAUUCCUUACGUAUUAUAAUGCGGAAAAAAAUGGUGAAUAAAGUAGAUCUCAUUGCAUAUUUGGCACCAUUCUCAUUUAGUCUUUGGAUGAUGCUCUUAAUUACUAGCAUCUUUGCUGCUUUCUUAAUAUGUUUACUUGAGAGAUUUGAAAACCGAUCACUACGAAAUAGAUCAUUGAUUUCUGCAAUUACAAUGAGUUGGUGGUAUUCUGUUGGCACAAUUAUGGGAUAUGGUGCAGAUUUUCAAGUUACAACAGCUGCUGGACGUCUAUUGACUAUUGGGUUAUAUCUUUUAAGUUUAGUAUUAGUAGCAACUUAUACCGCCAAUUUAGCAUCUGAUUUAACAAUAUCAAAGGCAAAGGAUAUCAUUUCUGGGAUCGAUGAUAUAAAAAAUGGCAAAAUUCCAUUUAAUCGUAUUGGUGUUCGUAUAGGUACAGCUGGUGAAGAGUAUUAUUUGCGAGAAAUUUCUGGAGGUAACAAAAACUUUUAUCCAUUAAACUCUCGACAACAUAUGUACGAUAGUCUACUUAAUAAUUUGAUUGAUGCUUCUUUUAUGGAUAGUGGUACUGCACAAUAUGUAACAAAUAAUAUAUAUUGUAAUUUAACUUUAGUUGGUUCAGAUUUCGAUGAGAGUUCAUUAGCCAUUGUUAUUCCGAAACGCUGGUUAUAUGAACAGGAUUUAGAUGUCAACAUAUUAUCGUUAAGAGAAUCAGGCAUUCUUGAUGAUUUAAAAAGAAAAUGGUUUCAAAUAAGUAGUUGUUCUGGUACAUCUGAUAUACCGGCUGGUAUGGCAAUGGACACAAUGAGUGGCUUAUUUCUGACAUUUGCGGUCAUUAGUGCUUUAUCACUGCUAUUUUUUUUAUGGACAAAACGUUUUACUAUGAAAGCCUACUUGUUCAAAUUAGCAGGUUGCAAUUAUUCGCUAUUCGAAAAAAGUACCUCUAUGGUAAAAUUCACAUCAGAGACUUCUGAGCGUUCACAGCACUCUCAAUUGGCUUCAUCUGAACGUAUGUUUUUUUAA
Molecule: messenger RNA, 2520 nt
Organism: Rotaria sp. Silwood1
Lineage: Eukaryota; Metazoa; Rotifera; Eurotatoria; Philodinida; Philodinidae
Source: the annotation of a GenBank genome assembly